Molecule: messenger RNA, 868 nt
Organism: Jatropha curcas
Lineage: Eukaryota; Viridiplantae; Streptophyta; Magnoliopsida; Malpighiales; Euphorbiaceae
Product: cytochrome P450 CYP82J17
Molecular function (GO): oxidoreductase activity, acting on paired donors, with incorporation or reduction of molecular oxygen; iron ion binding; monooxygenase activity
Source: RefSeq, a predicted model, not a curated record
AAUCAUCUUAGGCAUUGAGGAUAAGUAAGUUAAUCUCAAUGUGAAAAUUGCUAAACUCAUUUUACAACAUUAGUUUGUUCUUAAUUAAUUAAGGUCAAUGUAAUGUUAAUACUCUCAAUUAUAUGCUUGCAGACUCUUAUAAUUGCAGGAGCUGAUACAACAUCCAUAACCCUAACAUGGAUUUUGUCAAAUUUAUUGAACAACAGACAUGCACUAGAGCUUGCCCAACAAGAACUAGACCUCAAAGUUGGAAAAGAAAGAUGUGUGCAAGAUUCUGAUAUAGAAAAUUUAGUAUACCUUCAAGCUGUUGUUAAAGAAACACUGCGACUAUACCCACCAGGUCCACUUGCAGUUCCGCAUGAAGCAAUAAACGACUGUUACAUUUCUGGGUAUUAUAUUCCGAAAGGAACUCGAGUAUUAGCUAAUCUAUGGAAAUUACAUAGAGAUCCAAAUAUUUGGUCGAAUCCUGACAAGUUCUUGCCGGAAAGAUUUCUUGCCAAUAGAGAUAAUAAUGUUGAUUUUUCUGGUCAGAAUUUUGAGUAUUUGCCGUUCGGUUCAGGAAGAAGGUCUUGUCCUGGUCUUAAUUUUGCAAUACAAGCAAUACAUUUGACUCUUGCUAGGUUACUUCAAGCAUUCAGCUUGACAACACUAUUUAAUCAGCCUGUGGAUAUGACUGAAGGUUUAGGUAUUACCUUGCCUAAGGCUACUCCUUUGGAAAUUCAAAUCACUCCACGUCUUUCUUCUGAAUUAUAUGAAUGCUAGAUGGUAAAUAAGAAGUAGCUGUGUAUUAUGAGUUAGAAUUAUUUCAAUUUGCUUUAUGAAUAAAUCAACUUUUAAAUAUUGAGUAUGAGAUUUGAUGUAGUUUUAA